Molecule: messenger RNA, 2752 nt
Organism: Pollicipes pollicipes
Lineage: Eukaryota; Metazoa; Arthropoda; Thecostraca; Pollicipedomorpha; Pollicipedidae
Product: protein RRP5 homolog
Exons: 5
Coding region: 92-2752 (886 amino acids)
Biological process (GO): rRNA processing
Cellular component (GO): nucleolus; small-subunit processome
Molecular function (GO): RNA binding
Source: RefSeq, a predicted model, not a curated record
UGGUUGCGGUGAAGGUGGUUUGUACCGUCCCGGCCAGUUGUGAGGAAGAUAGCAGGCGAGGGCGAGUGGGUGGCUCCGGCCGUGGUGGACCAUGCAAGGAUCAGAACAGUACUUUCCCCGAGGAGGGAAGAUCAAAAGGAAAGCAAAUGAUCUGAAUGCAGACAAGGCAAAUGAGGACAAGCUCUUUGAUGACCAGCCACCCAAAAAGGCCAAGAAACAAAAGAAAGCAAAGCAGAAAAAGGAAAAGGUAUGUGAUAAGAAAGGGACUGCUAGGGAUGAAGAUGAAAUCACCCAUGUUGACCCUCUGAGGCAGGAUGAUUUGGAGGCUGGCAUGGUGCUGCUGGGCAGGAUCCGAGAGGUGCAGGAGCUGCAGCUGCUGGUCAGCCUGCCCUGCCAUCUGGUGGGUGCUGUGCCAGUUACACAUAUAUCUAGUGUGUACAGCAAGCUGCUAGCUCAGCAGAAUGGUGGUAGCUUGGCACCACCCCUGGCCAGUCUGUUCAAUGCUGGCCAGUACAUCAACUGUGCUGUGGUCAAGACAGAUCAGUCAGGACACAAGGUGCGCAACACGCUGUCGGUCGAGCCGUCUGACGUGAACGGAGGUCUGCCGGCAUCGGCGCUGGGCCGCGGCCUGACGCUGCAGUGCGCCGUCCGCAGCGACGAGGAACACGUGUACGACAUGGAUUGUGGCGUGGCUGGCGCGCGCGCCGUGCUGCCCAAGGCGUCGGCGGGCGGCGGCGCACCGCUGGUGGCCGGCCAGCUGCUCUGGUGUGUGGUGGACGCGGUGCGCGCGCAAGACGGCGUGCACACGGUGACGCUGAGCGCCGAGCCGGCGCGGCUGAACGCCGCCGAGCCGGCCGCAGAGUGCGCGCUCACACGGCAGACGCUGCUGCCCGGCCUCCGCCUGCCAGUCACCGUGCAGAAGGCGCUGCCGGGAGGCCUGCAGGUGGGCCUGCCCGGCCAGUUCAGCGGCCUCGUCUACAAGACGCAGCUGGACGAGCCGGCCGACUGCCCGGAUGACUACAACGCCGGCGCGGUGGCCCAUGCACGCGUGCUGUACACGCUGCCGGUGGUGCGGCGUGUUUACCUGAGCUUGCGGCCGGCCGUGCCCGGAACCCGGCUGCUGGCCCAGGUGCUCGACGCAGACGCGCAGGGCGUGCGUCUGCUGCUGGACGGCAGCAGUCAAGUGGCAUUCGCGCCCAUCUGGCACGCCACGCGCGGCGACUCCGGCCGCUGGCGGCGCGGCGAGACGGCGCGCUGCCUCCUGCUCGCCUACGACGCCAUGGACGAGGUCUACAUCGCCUCAAUGAAGCGCCAGAAGGAAGCGCCGGUGGCGGCGUCCAGCUUAGCCGUCGGCCAGAAGGUCUCGUGUCGCGUGCUCGAGCUGGGCGAGCACGGCUGCAAAGUGGAACUGGACGGCGGCGCAGUCGGUUUCAUCCCCAUCCACCACCUCACCAAUGUGCCCGUCCGCAACCUACAGGCCAUGUUCCCGGACGGCAAGCGACUCAAGUGCCGCGUCGUGCAGGUGGAGCCGGCCGGCCGCCGGCUGGUGCUCACACACAUAGCGCGCCUGGUGAGCGGAGAGCUGAGUCUGGCCAGCGAGCCGGCGUCGCUGCGGCGCGGCCAGCUGCACCACUGGAUCGUUGCCAAGGUGACCGAGCGCGGCCUGGUGAUGACCGGCUGCGCGGGCCUCAGCGGCUUCGUGCCGGUGCAGUUCCUGCGCGGCGCUGUCGAGGACCAUUUCCCGGGCCAGAUCGUGCAGUGUGAGGUGCACAAGGUGCGGCCGGCCGAGGGACCGACUGGCGAGCGGCGCGUCACGCUCAGUCCGCGGCGUGACGACGCCGACCGGACCUGGCGCGGUCGGCUGAUGGCGGUGCGCGUGACGGGCCGCGCCGCCGGCCGCCUCCAGCUGGUCACCGCCGACGGCGAGCACGCCGAGGUGGCCGCCGCGCACCUGACCGACGUGCCCGAGCACGCCGACGCCGCGCUGGCCCGCUAUAAGAACGGCGACGCCCUUGAGGUCGUCGGCCUGCACUCGUUUGGCAAGAAGGCGGUCGUGACCGCUAAGCCGCUGCUACUGGAGGCGGUUAAGAGCGGCGUAUACCCGACGCGCCCCGAGGACCUGGUGCCCGGUCUGCUGCUGCCCUGCUGCGUGGUGCGCGCUGACGAACAGGGCGUGCUGGUGGCGUUCCCGUGCCAAAUGCUGGACGCCGCGUACCGCAUGCGGGCGCAGGCGCUCGGUGAAGGCUGGCAGGCAGACACCACUGGCCUGGCGGCGCUGCAGGACCGCACACUGGUAGCCGAGGUGGCGAGCCGGCCGGACCCCGAGACCGGCUUUGUGCGGCUGUCGGCGCGGCUGAGCGUGCGGCGCGACAAAGCUGGCGUACCUUACCUGCGCCGCUGUCUGCGCGAGCUAGCCGCCCUGGUGCCGGCGCGCCCGGUGACGCCGGCGGGCCAGCUCAGUCUGGUCACCGGCUGUGAGAUCGUGCCGGCCGCGGGCCGCGCCGACCUGGCGCCGCGGCAGCGGUACUCGGCCCGCGUGUUGGCCGCCCCAGCCGGCGGCUACGCGGACGCCGGCAAAGCCAGCCGGCGCAAGGCCAAGGUCUCGAAGAAGCCGGCCAGGAAGGUGCGAGCCCGUGACAAGCACUGGAAGAAGAGGAGCCGUGCAUCGCCCAGCUCUCGGCCGACGCCCAAGAAGCGGCAGAGUGCCACCUCUAUCCGAUACAGCCGGUUCACUCUCGAGGACGAUAGCUAG